Prorocentrum cordatum is the source of this 819-nucleotide messenger RNA. Lineage: Eukaryota; Dinophyceae; Prorocentrales; Prorocentraceae. The record is from the annotation of a GenBank genome assembly.
GAUGGGCGCUGGAUUCCGGUGCCCCCGCAGCCCGUGGCCAGGCAGGCCCCGUGGCGCAGGGUGGCCCAAGAGCUGGCCAGGGACUCCCUGCGGGGCCUGAUCCUGCAGAAUCGCCAGGAGUUCGAGGCCGCCAAGACGAGGGGGUCAUCGGAGCCUGCAGCCCAGGCCUGCUCUGCGGCUUCGGCGGCCAGUGCGGAGAAGGCCCCAGAGGCAGUCAAGGUCAAGAUUGGGAAGUGCUCGGACCCGAAGUGCAUGUUCAAGAACUUCGGGUUUCGCGAGUACUGCCGGAUGUGCACUGCAAGUGCCCCUCCUCAUAUCCUGGAGUGGCACUCGGCGAUCCGCCGUCGGGCGAUGCAGGGAGUGCAGCAGGAGCCGAAGGAGGAACCGCAGGGCGCCGCCAAGCUGAAGGUGCAGCAGGAGGGCGUCUGCACGAAGGAGACGGAGGACCAGCUCACAAUGAAGGAGAGAUUGAUGAUGCUGGCCGCCGAGAGGGACACUCUCAGGGCGAUCAGUUGCCAGCUGGAGGAUGAGAACAGGUGCUGCGCGCAGUCGGUGCUGGAGCGCAGGCCGGACAGUGUUCUGACUUCUCACCCCGCUGCUUCUACGUCGGAGAUGGUGCCUCCCAAGACGAAGAAGAACAGGUGGUCCCGCCAGCAGGACAGGGAGGCUUUGGUGGAGAGCUUGGUCGCCCAGGGGAAUGGUGUCGCCGAGCAGAGCGCCUUCUGGGGCCUCGACACGCUGGGCAAUGGCACGAACAACCGGGAAGACGAGGAGAAGGAUCACGGGCCGAAUCCCGUGGGCGCAGCGCUCUACGGUCAC